This is a messenger RNA of Fonsecaea monophora, 828 nucleotides long. RefSeq lists its product as hypothetical. Lineage: Eukaryota; Fungi; Ascomycota; Eurotiomycetes; Chaetothyriales; Herpotrichiellaceae. The record is from RefSeq and is a predicted model, not a curated record. The transcript has 2 exons. Bases 1 to 828 code for a protein of 275 amino acids.
AUGGCGCCCCAUGCUACCUUUCUUUACCCUACGGCGCCGCUGACCUUGAAUAAUAUCGACGUGAUUCAAGUCAGCUAUCAGGCUGUCUGGAAGAGUGUAAAUUUGUCUAUAUUUUGUGAGAUGAGUCCCGACUCAGACCAGUUCGCUAUGGCCAAUGUAAACCAGAUUGAGCCUAGUGGCACGUAUGCUAUUGCGCCUGUUCAAGCCGGAAUGCAACUACCCCGAUUUCCAACCUACUGCAACUUCUUGCUUUGCGAUUCCCAGAACAAGACAGAUUCUACGACUGCGGCUGGCUUCACAAUGGUCAGCACCCAAGGCAUCGCGACAACUUAUGCUUUGGCCGCUACACGUGCAGCAACAACCUCAGCAUCAACAACCGGUGGUUCCAGUACAGCAUCGGGAGCUGCCAAUAUGCCCUCACCCAGUGCGUCUGCGGCUGCCGAAACGGCCGUGUCUUCGACCUCUCACUCUGCUGGUUUGGGCAGUGGCGCCAAAGCGGGUAUCGCUAUCGGUGUAAUUCUCGGCACUCUCGCCUUGAUAGCCGUUAUUUUCUUCUAUUUGCGAAUGAAAAGGCGAAUGAACAAGUUGGAGAAUAUGGUUUCAUUGAGGAGCACAGUGUCAUCGUCAGUGGACCUCGCGCCGUCCGAGAAGGCUGCGGUUGAAAAGCCUACGACAGCAUCACCAACUCCAGUCCCCUUAUCCUCCCUGUCAAACAAUGAUGGGACAGGGGUUGCAAUUUUCAAGAUGGGGGACAAUCAUCGCAAUUCAGAAGAUUGGAGGCGCUUUUUCGGCAAUGGGAAACCCCAGAAGCCCGUAACAUCAUCUUGA